AGUGCAGUGGGCGCAGCGCAGUGAAAUGACGUGUCGCCAGUACAAAUACAAAAUAAUGUGUUCAUUUCUCUACCGUUGCUGCUUCAUGUAAAUCAGUACCUCCAUCCCAAGAAUACAUGGAAGCAAGUUCCGGGUGCUGGUGAUCUAGUUUUGCAAGAAGAAGGCUGAUGUGACUUUUCAGCGUUGUUUCCAGAACUGGAGUCCGACUCGAUCUAACUAUAAACUUCUCAGAGUAGGCUAGAGAGAGCUGCUGGAGGUCGACAGUCUGGCAGGGCAGUGUAGAUGAAGUUUACGUAAACACUAAACAAGAGGUGACGUCUAGAAGGAACGGCAGCAUCAGAGGCCUUCUUUCUGAUCUUGAUCCUUACUCUUUCGGCCAUUGGAUAGAUGAUAUAAACAAGAAGGAACUAUCUUCUAACAUUCAGAGGUCCCAGUCCCGUUUCACUCUUAGUCCAAAGUUCCAACUCCCAUCAUCACCAUGAAGUUAUUCAGUAUCAUGGUACUCUAUAAAGGUGCCACGAAAGUGACCAUACUGAAGUCAGCAAGCGAUUUGUCUUCUUUCGGUUACUUCCAGAGAUCAAGUGUUCAAGAAUUUAUGAACUUCACAAGCAAAAUUGUUGUAGAAAGAACACAACAGAAGUUGCGGUCGUCUGUGAAAGAGAAAGAUUACAUUUUCCAUGUGAUGUGUAGAGAGAGCAACCUGGCAGGAGUGAUCAUCUCAGAUUCAGAUUAUCCACCACGCGUCUCAUUCACACUGUUGAAUAAGGUACUAGAGGAGUUUUCAAAUGCUGUGUCACCAUCAACUUGGCCAACACUCUCAGAAAAUUCCGCAGGUUAUCAAGGACUUGAACCAUAUCUAGUAAAAUAUCAGAAUCCAUCAGAAUCAGAUCCAAUGAUGAGGAUUCAAAAGGACCUAGAUGAAACCAAAUUUAUAAUGCACGAUACGAUAGAAUCGAUGUUAAACCGAGGAGAGAAGCUAGAUGAUCUUGUAGCAAAGUCAGAUGACCUGAGCGCCCAAUCAAAAACAUUCUACAAGACGGCACGGAAAACAAACUCCUGCUGUGUUUUACAGUAAAGAAUAUAUCUCUGUCAUCUGCACCUUGUAAGCACUCAUCGUAAUGGAUUUUGGACUUAUUCAGCCAUGUAGUAAAAAGCAUGAGUUGUAUCCCUAUCGUCGGGUUCUGAAUGUGACGGCAGAAAUAAUGAAUGGACGUUAAUCAAGAAAAAUGAAACUGUUGAUGAUGAUGAUCUCGGGCGGAGCGCUUGAUGAGAGAAUCGGAUGAUAGUAAUGAAAAUGCGUUCUUACCUGACUUUUGUGAAAGCAAGUACAUUCUUGUACAGUUUAGAUAAGCAGCCAGUGGACCUACAGCUUUAACGUCCCAUCUGAGAGACUUGUAAGACUAGGAUUAAUGUCCUACCAGAUGGCAGCAGUAGCACAUUGACCCUCGACCUCCCGGUAUCAACACCACAGCUCAAGCACCGAGGUUUAACACCAAAAUCAAAAUCUUGUAAAAUGAAGAAUACCUUGUAUUAAGCAACGGGAGGAACAUUGUCUUCUUCUGGCCAGGAUGUACACUAAGGAAUUUGAGACUGUGUUCACACGAGAAUGGUCAUUAUAAUUCUAAUCCCAUUUGCUACAUCCAUCCGAGGUGGGAUAUCUGUGUGAUAAAGCUUGGCUAUCCAAAAUGGAGUCAUAUUAUUGUUAUCUUUAUUAUCUCUCUCACAUGGUGCACCCACAAGCCUACUGUAUAUCUUUAUUAUUGUUGCAAAUUCAAUGCAUGAACGUGGAGAAAAUUUAUCAUUGCUGUGGAUAUCAGUGUUUGUAAUGCAAUUAAUGAUAACUCCUGGAAUAGCCUAUGUGAAGUAAAUUUCAUGUGUUAAUGCAAUGAAAAUGUGUUGGACCUUGAGAAAAGGGUUUUAUCACAGUGAGUGGUUCACUUUUUAUUGUGUCAGGGAACAUUAAACCACCAGAGCCAGAAAGGCAUUCCUCUUUUUAUUGUAAAGUUAUGAAGUUAAUACUCAUCUUUCUCUCGGCAAGCGAUAUGUUAGAAAGCGAUGGCCAGCGGUCGGAUUGUUUAUUUUGUCUGUUUGGAGUCAGAAUGGCGUUAACCCUUUAUGAAAUGAGGAGUUAAUGCCCUUCUGGCUCCAAACAGACAUAUUGAUAACAGUAUGGGGCUAUUGAAGGGCUGCAGCAUACAGCUUUGCAUUGAUAUAAUUUCAGAAUGCCAAUCAUGAAAGGGAAAUAAACAAUUGAAAUAGGCAAAUAUGAUGUUAUCAUGAUCAAUAGGGCCCCAUAAAAAUUGUGCGAGAUCAACCGGAAAGUUGCAAUUGAAUUGCCUGAUUAAUAUCAAACUAAAGUUGAAUAGCGAUGUAUUUAGAUUAAUGACCAUGUCCAAAGCAAUACACUAUGAUGUUGAAUGUCCAAUUUGCUGAAGAUCUGGGCACCAUUUCACCAAACCUUGUAAGUACAAGUUCACCAAUAUCACCAAUGUGGAUAAAUCCCGGCCCACCUAUUCCGUGAACGGAGGGAUACCAUGCGUGUUCCCAAACUCUCCAGCUCGUAACAAAAGAAAAAGAUCUACCCAUAUUGACUUAACACACCAGACUUUUGCUGAAAAUGGGGGACGCUGGGAACACGCAUAUGCGUACCCUAAAUAACACUGAGUGGGGGGCCGGGGGAUAAACUUUUACUUACGACGGGUUUAUGAAACGCUGCCCUUGGUUACUAUUAUCAAGCUGAUAUCACUUUGUGUGACCUGAAAUGCCUCAUUCCUUGUGUAGGUUAUCUGAUGGUAUUUAGAUUUGUUGCAACCGUACAAGAUAGUAAAAUACAAUCUUGAUGCUGAAUUAGAUAUGUGGCUAGUUAGAAUCAUUAUCACCAUGACAGUUGUUAUAAUCUUGAAUUUACACUGUUGGUACACUAAGUUUGUAUGAUGUGUUACAGCUAUCACAUGUGUUUGGGUACCGAUACUUGGUUUACACUGUUUCAUAUAGUUUCAGAGCAGUUUAGUGUUAAAUCAUUUUUUUUUCUCUGUUAUAUGAAAAUGGUAGAUUGUGUUUGCUCCUCCUUUCACCCAUAAAAUGCUUUGCAUUAAGAAAAUUGGAGUUCAAAACUAAUUUUGAAGUGUCAAGUUUUUCUGCAACGAAAAGUUUGACUGGACAUGUCUCCUUGUUAUGCAGAAACAUACUCAGAAUUCAGACAGAUAGUUAAGAGUUUAAAGUUUACCAAUCACCUAAAAAAUAUAAUUUUUGUAUAAGUAGAAUGUAUAAAGUCAACCCCCCCCCCCCCCCCCCAUAAAAAAAAAAAAAAAAAAAAUUGCCUGGCAUUGGAUGGAUAAAGGAGAGAAGAAAAUAAAGAAUAACACAACACCCUGCGUAUAGGUCUUGCACAGAACCCAUGUCAGACUUGGGUUCCGAGCGCACCCUCUAUUCUUUCUAUGCGAGUGCGUAGGUGUGCAUUAACUAGUUUAAUCAACAAGACAUUUAGAGUGUAUUUAAACUGCAAUAUCUUUUUGUAGAAGUAAUAUUUGAAGCUUAUAUUUUGACUACAGUCUAGCAACAUAGAACACCUAACAUCAAGACCGUGAUAUAUUUUGGAGAUGAAAAUGAAUAAGAACAUCUAACUGUACCCAGUACCUCUGAUUUUUUGUGGAUGUACUUUAAAUCACAAAUUUGAUUCCCCAUCAUCAUUUUGUUUAUACAUGUACUUGUAAGAAAAUAAAUAUAUGUACAGUAUAAAAGAAA
This is a messenger RNA of Strongylocentrotus purpuratus (purple sea urchin), 3744 nucleotides long. Its product is annotated as synaptobrevin homolog YKT6-like. Gene Ontology annotation, biological process: endoplasmic reticulum to Golgi vesicle-mediated transport. Bases 479 to 1075 code for a protein of 198 amino acids. The record is from RefSeq and is a predicted model, not a curated record. Gene Ontology annotation, cellular component: Golgi apparatus. The transcript is spliced from 8 exons. NCBI's taxonomy places the organism in Eukaryota, Metazoa, Echinodermata, Echinoidea, Camarodonta, Strongylocentrotidae. Gene Ontology annotation, molecular function: SNAP receptor activity.